This is a messenger RNA of Aureobasidium musti, 1275 nucleotides long. NCBI's taxonomy places the organism in Eukaryota, Fungi, Ascomycota, Dothideomycetes, Dothideales, Saccotheciaceae. The record is from the annotation of a GenBank genome assembly.
AUGUCGUCCUCAUUCAAUAUAAUCGAGCACCACACACCGUGUCAAACCAUCAGGGAAUACCCUCAAGCUACAUCGACGUACCAAGAAGAAAAACUAUAUCUCAGCGCAAAACAAUACAUCCCUCUCAACCGCACACCCCAGAAAGGCGAUGUGACCAUUCUUGCAGCCCAUGCAUCGGCAUUCCCAAAAGAGCUAUAUGAACCACUUUGGGAGGAUCUACUCAAACAAAGCGAAAAAGCCGGUUAUGGUAUUCGCAGUAUAUGGAUGGCAGAUGUAGCAAACCAGGGAGCUUCAUACGUGCUCAACGAAAACAAGAUAGGGAACGAUCCAAACUACGCCGACCACGCUCGCGACCUUCUUUCUUUGAUCAACACACACCGCGAAGACUUUACUCGACCGAUCAUUGGUAUAGGUCAUAGUAUGGGCACAAUAUGUCUGGCACUGCUAGCCCAGAUGCACCCACGCCUCUUGACCUCCAUCGUCAUGCUCGACGCCAUCAUAAUCCACAAACAGAUGCCUGCAUGGAUCCCAAUGACACGCCUACCUUCUUUCCGUAAAGACCUUUGGCCCUCUAGACAAGCAGCAGAAGCCGCAUUCCGCAAAAACGCCCUCUUGAAACCCUUUGACGAGCGAGUGGUGCAGAAGAUCCUAGAGUACAGUAUCAGAGCCACACCAACUCUACUCUAUCCUCAAAGCUCUGCAGAACAACGCUUUACCCUCACAACGCCAAAACACCAAGAAGCUCUUUCUGUUGCACGGCCAAAUUUUGAAGAUAGAAAUUGGGAGGCAACGCCUGAUCUGGUAGCGCGGUCUACUGUUCCAGAUCUUUGGCCUUGUGCUCCUUACGUCUCACCCUUUUACAAGUCAGAGGGAAGGACUUGUUGGAUGUUCUUGCCGCAUCUACGACCUUCUGUUCUUUGGCUCUAUGGUAACAAAUCAUACACUAUGGACCCAGACGAAAGACGUGAGAAGAUGAAGAGAACAGGCACUGGUUGGAAUGGUUCGGGUGGUGCAGCGAUGGGAAGAGUAAAAGAAGAAUUUAUAGAGAAUACUGGCCAUUUCUUAUGUUUUGAGAAGGUUGCAGAAACGGCUGAGAAAGUGUCUGAAUGGUUGGAUGCAGAGGUCAGGAUAUGGAAGGAUCUAGAAAAGGUCACAUUUGACGAACAAUGGUUGAAGCAAGAUGCUAUAGGUAGGCAAAAGAUGGAUGGAAGAUGGUUGGAAGGUGUCAAGAAAUGGAAGGGGCAGCAGAAGGCUGUUCCUCUGAGCAAGCUUUAG